UGAAUUACUUUUAUAAUGUUUAAUUACUUAGCUUUUUCAUAUUUGUAUAUUAGGCAAACAAAAAAAAUGGAUAUAUGGUGGUGAGUGAUGCUCUUUCGACUAUUCUUUGACUAUACACUUUUAGUCCACGAAUGAUAAAUCCACACGUUGCAAAUCCCAUAGCCUCCCUCUCUAUCUCUCACUUUCUAUCAAAUUUAGCUCUUUAAAUGUUCCUCACAUUCUUUGCUUCUUUGUUACUUCUUACACAUUUUCUCACUCUCACAAAUCUCACACACACAGAGUAAACUAACUCUAAAAGCUAUGAACAAACAAAGUUUGAAGAGACUUCAGUUCCGGAGAUGGGGAAAGCGAAUCGGAAGCUCGACGACGGCUUCAGCAACGCUAGGAAACACCGAGGAAAGAACGAUUGUGGCGUUUGCGUUCUCAUGUUGUGGAAAACCACGUGUUCUCGUGAAGCAGUUUGUUUGGAGGCUUAAAUCGCGCUUAAGGUGGUCUCGGAAGAGUGAUCAUAAUAAUAUUCAGUGUAGUUAUGAUCUCCGGAGCUAUCAUCUGAAUUUCGACGACGGUUGGUCUCGCCGACGGUGAUUUUAAUUACAUAGACGUUGCUAUUAUUGUCUAUAUAUGGAGCCUUUUCUUUUCAUAUUUUGUAGUAAAUUAAAUUCUCAAUCUGAAAAGAUGAUUUUUUUUGUUUCGUGUUUUCUUGCAUACAAAAUUGCAAGAUCUUGAUAUUUCUAUUCAUAGGCUUUAACUUUUGAUCCAAAUACAAAUACUUGUCAUAGAAAACAACAUUUGUAUGAGCCUAAUUUAUCUUAGCUUUGUAGUCUUCAUUUUUUCUUGCAACACUAUUAACUCGUUGUGUUUUUCGUUGAUGAUAUAUAUGAUGUUGAUGAAUUGGUAAACCCAUAGAUGACAUAAUAAAUAUAAUUGAUGUGGAAGAAAAAGAUAUCGGAC
Arabidopsis thaliana (thale cress) is the source of this 951-nucleotide messenger RNA. RefSeq lists its product as uncharacterized. Lineage: Eukaryota; Viridiplantae; Streptophyta; Magnoliopsida; Brassicales; Brassicaceae. The record is from RefSeq and is marked reviewed. The coding region runs from base 301 to 585 and encodes 94 amino acids. The transcript has a single exon.